Molecule: messenger RNA, 7836 nt
Organism: Penicillium malachiteum
Lineage: Eukaryota; Fungi; Ascomycota; Eurotiomycetes; Eurotiales; Aspergillaceae
Exons: 2
Coding region: 1-7836 (2611 amino acids)
Cellular component (GO): nucleolus; small-subunit processome; 90S preribosome
Source: RefSeq, a predicted model, not a curated record
AUGGUGACUCAAGGCUCUCGGGAUAAGCACAUUAAGCGCACGCAGAAUGGCACAAAAACCACAAAAUCCCACCGAUGGGAGCCAUUCUCACAACGUAUCGCAAAGCUCAAAAUCGAUCCGAUCCACCGGGUGCGCCGAGACAGCUUUGGUGAAGAUGAAGGCGAGACCACCUCUUAUUUCCGUUCUGCCCUGGAUCAUUGGGUGGACAUGAACCUGUCGGAUAACUUCUCGAACUUUUACCGCCGUAUGAAUCCUAUCUCCGAAAGUCUCGCCCAGAUCCUUCACCAUGAAGAGAAGAUUAUGGGCCUGUUGGUGGAAUUCAUUGAGAAAAAGGAUGAACAUUCAAUGGAACCACUUCUGAGUUUGCUUGCUCAAUUUGCACGAGACUUGGGCGUUAGAUUUGAAAAGCAUUUCGCAACAUCGGUGACAUUGGUUGCAUCUGUUGCUGGAACACACCCGGACGUUGAAGUCGUCGAGUGGAGCUUUACUUGUCUAGCAUGGAUUUUCAAGUUCUUGUCCCGUUUGUUAGUGCCUGACUUGCGACAGCUAUUGACCAUCAUGACUCCUUAUCUUGGAAAGGAGCGACAGAAGCCUUUCGUAGCUCGUUUUGCCGCCGAAUCCCUGUCAUUCCUGAUUCGCAAAGCAGGCCUUGUUUAUUAUAAGAACAAGGUUCCCCUCGAAAACGCCAUCUCUUAUCUUUACAACGAUAUUUCCGAAACCGCAGAAGAAGGAAAGGAUGUGGAGAGCUACAAGGAAGGAUUGAUGGUCAUGUUCUCCGAUGCUAUCAAGGGCGUUAACAAUGGCCUUCAUUCCAAUGGUGUGGAUGUUCUCCGCUGUGUGUUAGAUCAACUUCCUCCUGUGGAUGAGAACCGUGGUGCUCCUGCCGAAGUUGUGUACGGAGUCGUCACCAACCUCAUUCACCACACCACACCUGAGACCUUUGGACCUGUUCUCAAUACAGUCCGGGAAUUCAUUGAAGCUCGCUCCGAGGGAGAGAACACCAAUAUUCCAGAGUGCUGUCACUUGAUGCUAAUUUGCAUUGCCACCCGCAAAGGUGUUCGAGUUCGAGAUUGGAAGUCUGUGCACCAGACCCUGGUCUCUCUUCUUGAGCAAGUGUCUAAGAUUCCUGAAAAAUAUACUCAAGCGAAUCUUCAGAUCCUUACAGCCACCGCAUAUGCUCUCGAAGUUUCUCCAAUGGACGAGAUGCUUCGGUUUGUCCGCCCUCUUAUGGAUCUGGUAUCUACAGGGCCUCUCUCAAAAUACUUCCUUUUCUUCUGCGCCACAUUCGCGGAAUGGGGUGCAGACCGAUUCCAAAGCCUGCUUCUUCCUUACUUCCAAAAGUUCAUUUCCACUUCCUGGCAAGAACGUGAAUGGGAGUUAUGCUUGACCCUUCUCCGACUGAACAAAGCUGGGUGCAUCACCUCAGAGGUCUCCAAGCCUGGUUAUGUUUCAUGCCCUGAUGCCUUGAAAUCUCGCAUUUCUGCUUCUUUGAAAUACCCCACGGAGGAUGAGUUUGGUUUGAACGCUUUUGUGAAGCUUCCAAAGGCCAUUUCUUUAUUCGCUGACUCCACCGCGCGCUCUGAUAUCGUGAAGAAGUUGCAUAAGAACCUUGUAUCUGCCUUGGGCGAAGCCUCCAAGUCAACCACUGAGUCUAAUGGUUUACUCUUCUACCUUGGACAGGGAUUUAAGACCUAUGUUGAAUUGGCUUCACAAUCUGAGGAUCUUGAUCUAAAUCUGUGGAAGGGUAUUUUGAAGGCGUCGUCAAAGUUUUCUCGAUUGUCUCUAUUCCUAGAGGCAGUUCUUGCAUUUAUUUCUGCCACACCCACUUCAACAAAUUUGGAGUCCCCCGAGGUUGAAGAUUUUGCCAACAAUUUGAUUCUCAACCUGGCCAGCCCUUCACAUAGAUUAAGACUGGUUUCUCUUCAGAUUCUGCGAGAGCUCGUUGGUCGCAUCAAUCAAGAUGAUACUGCACCAAUCUCCUUGGCCAUCGAGGUGGAAGAGAGCGCCUUGACCUUGCAGAGUGCGAGAACCCUCUCAAUGCAUGUUCGCAGGCUGGCAAUUCUCUAUCCACAGAUUGCUUCCCAAAAGUGGAUGGCUACCUUGGUACCCUACUUUUGCUUUGGUUUGUUCUCGAAGAAACUGACUCCGCUUUGGGACGAUUCUGCCGCUGCAUUGAAAGCCAUCAGCGAGCAUCCCGAGGGUGAGAAAAUUGUCUCUAACCUGUCUAUCCAGUGGUUGCAAGAGCGGGACUCCGGCGCCUCUGGAGAGGAUGAUCUGGAUGAUGAGGAGGACAACAACCAUCCUGCCGGUUACUUUUCCUGUUAUAAUGUUGCCAAGGUGGAAGGUGUCCUCUCAUCCAACUUGAAGACCUUGGAGAACCCAACUGGAAUCCUCUCCGAGCAGUUCAGCAAAGAUCACGCAAAGGCAGACCUCAUUCCUGCUACCCCUCGUAGUCAUGCACUGCUUGUUCUUAAUGCUGUCCCCAACAUUGCCGAGAAGCGCUCAAGACAGAUUGUGCCUCUUUUCCUAAGCUGGGCACUGCGCGAUGACCAAGAUGAUGCUCCUGCAGCCAACGACACCGAUGCUCAGUCUGACAACCAGCCAAUUAAAUGGGGCUUCAAGGAUCGCCUUUCCAUCUUGGGUUUAUUUGGUCAAUUCUUGAACCCUAUUGUUCUUUUCAGAGCUCCAGAAGUUCACAAUGCUGUUCUCGGCCUUCUCUGUCACGGUAACUCGGAACUUCAGAAGGCUGCUUUGAAAGUUCUCUUCACCUGGAAGAAUUCUCACGUCAUGCCUUAUCAAGAAAACCUUCUCAACAUUCUCGAUGAGACACGUUUCAAGGAUGAACUGGCAGUCUUUGUCCGUGUUGGCGGUGAAGACAGCUUAAUUGAGCAGGAGCACCGUCCUGAACUACUCCCCGUUCUUCUUCGCUUGCUGUAUGGUCGCAUGAUUUCAAAGGCCGGUAGCUCGAACCAAGCCGGACAAGGUGGCCGGCGUAAAGCUAUUCUGCGCACCCUUUCACAUCUCUCUGAGCAGGAAUUCGGUCUUUUCAUGCAUAUCUCAUUUGGCCCUCUCGCAGAUGUACAUGUUGUUGAGGACAAUAAGUGCAAUGAGGCGGCUUUCUCAGAGGAGUUGACCAGCCCAAGAAGACAACUUGGUUUGCUCAAGAUGAUUGACACGGUCUUUGACACCCUCCAGAGUACCAUGAUCCCCUAUUCCGAGCAAACUAUGAAUGUGAUUCUAUACUGCUUGGUGCGGGCUUGCAGGGCUAUUCGGGAUGAGUCUGGUAAUGUGGAUGAUCGCGUUGGAACAACCUAUCAAAGCAUUCGCCAAUCCGCUAUCCGCUGCCUGAGCCUAGUCUUUUCGGUAUCUUCGGACCGUGACUGGACUCCGUACGUUCGAAUUAUCUUCGACGAGGUGAUCAAUGACAGAUUGGACCAAUUCCCCAUCGAGACUGCGCAGGGUAUCUCCGGAUUUCUACGUCUGUUCCACACCUGGGCAUCUUCCCCGCGAUCUACGUUCUACUUUGUGCAGCACAACAAAGAUCUGUUGAACAAGGUCAUUGAUUGUCUGAGCGUUGAGUCUGCGCGUGAUGAGGUAAAGAUUUUUGUUCUGGAUGAAGUCAUCGUGCCUCUGGUUCUUUUGGCUAGUGGCAAGAAGCUUGAGGAGGAUGAGGAAAUGUCAGAUAUCCCAGCUGAGCAGAUUCGCUCUGAGGUUCUGUCACCAUACCUUGAACAUGCUCUUGCUCAUCUCGGUCGUCUCCUGAGGAGAGGCCCAUCCAAGCCUGUGCUAUUCUCAGGAGUCACUGCGCUGUCCUUGACUGCUCCCUGUGUCGAGUCCUCUGACCGUGUCAACCCUAAGACCAAGUCUGGUCUUCUCAAGAUUCUGGAGCACUUCCUACCUCUUUACAACCCCAAGGAAGAUGUUGAGCUUUCCCAGCAGGUGUUUGAGGCUGUUUCUGCCUUAUUCGACUACUUCAAGGAUGAUGCGAACAGAGAAGUACUGGGCAGAGUCUUCGUGGCUCUUGCGGCCCACGAUCAAGUCAUGGGCGAGGUGGCUGGCCUGUGCGCUGAUCUGAACUCUCGCUCAAUGAAGAGACUUGAACCAGACUAUGAGCGUCGCCUUCAGGCUUUCAGAAAGGUCAAUGAUGAGCUUUCCCAGACCCUUAGCGCCAGACAGUGGAGGCCUCUUCUUUACAACAUGCUCUUCUAUGUUAAGGAUGAAGAGGAGCUUUCAAUCCGAUCCAGUGCCUCAUUCGGGUUGAAACGAUUCAUUGAAAAGGCCGCCGCCGAGAAUGGAGUGGAAGAGUUCGAAACUCUCAUCAACGAUGUUCUGAUUCCAUCCAUUCAUUAUUGUCUCCGACAGAAGUCCGAAUUGAUUCGUUCAGAGGUUGUCUCUGUCUUGGGCUACUUCGUCAAGCUAAACCCCACGCGCCCGUCUGUGCAGGAUAUGCAUGUUCUUCUUGUCGGCGAUGAUGAGGAAGCUUCUUUCUUUAACAACAUUCUGCACAUUCAACAACAUCGUCGUCUGCGCGCGCUUCGCCGAUUGGCUAGUGAAGCUGGCAAGGGCAUGAUCCAGCCCAACAACCUGAGCAAGGUUUUCUUGCCUCUCAUUGAACACUUUUCAUUCGAAGAGGCUGCCGAUGAGAGUGGACACAAUUUGAUUGCCGAAGCUGUUGCAACAAUUGGUUCUCUAGCAGAAUGGCUAGACUGGAAUCAAUUCCGUGCCAAUUUCCGCAGAUACAAAAGUUACAUGCAGAGUAAACCAGACAUGGAGAAGAACAUUCUCAGACUUUUGGGACGGAUGUCAGAUGCUUUGUCUUCUGCAAUGGACCAGAAGAAGAUAUCCAACAAAAGCGAUGCAGACGCUGUUACUGAUGCCGUUGAUGCAGUCGAUGCAGCCGAUGCAAUGGAUGUUUCAGAUGUUUCAGACAUGGCAAAGUGCACACUUGCCACGACAAUGCCCUCGCUUGCGCAAGUCUCGAAGGAGCUCACGACCAAUUUCAUUCCUUUCUUGACCCAGUUCAUCCACCACAAGAACCAGGCAGAGAUGAGUUUGCGUUUGCCUGCUGCAGUCACUACGAUCAAGCUUCUCAUGAUUCUUCCUGAGCAAGAUAUGGCAAUUCGACUCCCCCCUGUACUUCUUGAUGUCUGCAGUAUUCUGAAGAGUAAGGCGCAAGACUCCAGAGACACUGCCCGGAAGACAUUGAACGAUAUUGCGCUCUUGCUGGGUCCGUCAUACUUUGGCUACAUCCUCAAGGAAUUAAGGAACACUCUCCUGAGAGGUUACCAGCUCCACGUCUUGUCCUUCACGAUUCACUCUAUGCUUGUAGUGACUACAGAUCAUUUCAAACAAGGUGACUUGGACUAUUGUUUGGACCAACUUGUCGCAGUUGUGAUGGAUGAUAUCUUUGGUACUGUUGGCCAAGAGAAAGAAGCCGAAGACUAUGUUAGCAAGAUGAAGGAAGUCAAAAGUAGCAAGAGUUACGAUUCGAUGGAGCUUCUGGCCAAGAAUGCAACUAUCCGCCAGCUUUCAAGCCUUGUUCGCCCUCUGCAGGCUCUUCUGCGUGAGAAACUCAACUCAAAUAUCGUCAAGAAGAUUGAUGAGCUCAUGCGAAGAAUUGGUAUUGGUCUUCUGAGAAACCCUGAUGCCGAGAGCCGCGAUUUACUGGUGUUCUGUUAUGAAGUCAUCAAGGAAUCUUACCAGGAGAAUGUUGCUGUCGUCAAAGAGAAUGCCCCGAAGUUCAAGUACGAAGAGCGUUUCCUGGUCAAGCUCCAAGGAGCUAAGCGAGGUGAUAAGCGAGGCACAACGUCUUCUCACAAGCACAAGCUAACUCGAUUCUCCCUCGAUGUUCUCCGUGCUAUCCUCAACAAGUUCAACUCUCUGUCAACUGCGACCAACCUGUCUGGUUUCCUGCCCAUCAUUGGUGAUGCACUCGUGCAAGAUCAUGAGGAAGUCAAGAUCUCCGCUCUGCGACUCCUGUCAACUAUCAUCAAGCUUCCUAUGCCUGAGCUUGACCAAAACUCGCAUGUUUAUCUCACAGAGGCAGUGAAGCUGAUCAAAGAAUCACAAACCACCAACUCUGAGGGUUCCCAGGCGGCAUUAAAACUGAUUUCUGCCAUGAUCCGUGAGCGAAAGAGUACCAAGCUUCGUGAUGGACAUCUUGCAUACCUGCUGAAGCGCUUGACUGCUGAUAUCGAAGAGCCUGACAGACAGGGUAUCACGUUCAACUUCAUCCGUGCUGUCAUGUCUCGUCAGUUUGUGGUGCCUGAGAUUUAUGAACUCGUGGACCAGAUUGCCACCAUGAUGGUCACGAAUCAGACUCGCUCUGCACGGGAUCUUGCGCGCGGUACCUACGUCCAUUUCUUGAUCGAUUAUCCUCAGGCCAAGAACCGUUGGACCAAGCAACUCGGCUUCCUUGCCAAGAACUUGGACUACAAGCACCAAGAGGGACGCCAGUCAGUCUUGGAAGCAAUCCACAUGCUUCUUUCAAAGACUGGCCCGGAGUUAGCUCAGGACAUCGUCAGUACUUUCUUCCUGCCUGUUGUCCUUGCCAUGGCCAACGAUGAAUCAUCAGAGUGUCGCGAGAUGGCGGGUACACUACUUGGACAACUCUACAGUCGUGCAGACCAAGAACAGAUGAAGACUAUCCUGUCACCUCUGCGUUCAUGGCUGGAACAGACCGACAACAUGGCUCUCAGCAGCAUUGGAUUACAAGCCAUGCGUAUUUUCUUUGAGGUUGAAGAGACACAGAAGGAGAAGGAAGCCAAAUUCGUGGUCGAAAUUUUGCCAGAUUUGAUGGAACCUAUUCUCGCAGACCAUGAGAACGGAAACUGGGAAACUCUCUACUUUGCCUUGCAGCUUUUCAGCAAGCUCUGCAAGACCGUCCCCUCGUUGGCUCUGAGCCCGCAGUGUGCAUCAAUCUGGACUGCUAUUCAGGAAUCGCUGUUCUUCCCUCAUGCAUGGGUCAAGACUUGUUCUGCCAAUCUUGUUGGUAUGUGGAUGGCUGAUCUAGCCAAGACCAAUGCCACUGAAGGUUACAGUGCCCUUCCUCUCACAGGAAGCUCUGGUCUUGCUCUCGACCGAGAGGCACAGAUCAAGCUCCUCCGUGCUAGUUUGCGCAGCCUGCGCACCCCCGGUGUCACUGAGGAGUUAGCCAUGCAGAGUGUCCGUAACAUGGUCUUCCUCGGCCGAUGCGUGGCACAGAAUGGUAUUGAAUUCCAGAAAACUGCAGCUGAGGUUGCCGAGUCAGAGGACGAGGAUGAGGAACCUAGUAGCGAAGCUGGCGAUGAGGAGGACGAUGAAGAAAAGGACACUGCUGCCACCGCACCUGUUCGGUCUGCCAUUGGUUACAUUUUCAGACAAGUCUCUGCUCUCCUUCGUCAUGAAGUUAUCUCAACACGACCAGAGGCCCUUAUCCCAAAGACAGCCACCAUUGCUCUUCUCGCCACACUGGUUCGUCACGUCGAAGUUGAACAUAUCGUGCCCUCUAUUAGUGUCAUCCUACUGCCGUUGCAGCAUAUGACCGAUUCCUCGAUUCCCGCACCUCGGUCUCGUGACGAGAACUUCCAGAACAACUACAAGGCUAUCGUUGCUAAUUGUCACGAGGUUCUGGAUACUUUGCAGAAGAAGCUUGGUGCAUCCGAGUUCAUUGCGCAGAUGGCCAGCGUGCAAGAGAGCAUCAAGGCGCGUCGUGAAGGCAGACGGACUAAGCGUCGCAUUGAAGCAGUCAUGGAGCCUGAGAGGCACGACAAGGACAAGAGGAGGAGAAAUGAGCGCAAGAAGGAGAAGCGCAAGGAGAAGGGCCUUGAGCACCGAAGCAAGAGACGUGGCUGGUAA